AUGAUCACCACCGCGCCGGCCCGCGCCAAUCAAGCCUGCAGGCGCUGUUACAAUCGGAAGAAGAAGUGCUCCCGCACCCUGCCGCGCUGCCAGGCAUGCGAGCACUCAGGCGUCCAGUGCAGCUUCGAGGAGCAACAGGAAGAGACCGGCUUGUUCUACAUCUCCUAUGUGCGUGGGCUUGAGCAACGCGUAGCCCAGCUGGAGGCACAGCUCCGCGAUCCCUCCUCCACCAGCCCCAACCUCUCCGUAGCAACCCCCAUUGACGCCAGCCCGCCGCUGCUGGCCGACCAAGGCCGACGGUGGUCCGCCCUCGUCCAUUCCGACCUGGCGACGGAUACUUCAAGCGCUGCAGGCCGAGUAUCUAGAGCUAGCACCAAGGAUGACCGCGGAGAUCACCUGGCCUCCGAGCUAAAGCAGCUGUCACUCGAGGCUACCGCGGACCGGUACUUGGGCUCGUCUUCGGGCGUCUCGUUUGCGCGCUUGACUCAGGCUGUCUUGCGUCGCUUGAAACCCGACCAGCAUCCCUUCAGCUUCGAAGUCACCCAACACGACGCGCCCCCGCCCAAUGAAUCUCAGCCCGCUACUUCGACCAUUGAGAGUGAGCCUUCAGCGCUGCAGUAUCCUGUCUGUCUACCGCCUCAAGAGCAAGCGUUCCGCCUGGCAGAGUACUACUGGUCGCACACCCAUACCCUGUACCCUUUUGUUCGGAAGGUGUGGUUCAUGGAGCGUCUGAAAACAAUGUAUGCCGAGACAGACCCUCAGGGGCUGGAAACUUCGGCGCCAUGGCUGUAUACCAUGUGGAUGGUCUUUGCAAUUGGAUCCACCACCUGGUCAGCCAUUGUCCCUGAUGGCACCGAAUCCGAGUCUGCACGAUUUUUCAACAACGCCAUGACUUAUUUCUACGGUGCCUUAUCAAGCGGAAACAUGGCUGCCCUGGAUGCCCUGCUGCUUCAGGUCUCGUACUCGUUCUUCAACCGCGUUGGUUCCAACACAUGGUACUUGGUGGGCUCCGCCAUCCGACUUGCCGUUGGCAUGGGCCUUCAUACUGCACCCAACGACACCACGCGGCAAUUGCCGCUUGACGUACAGGAAUACAGAAAGCGUCUCUUCUGGAGUUUGUAUAUGAUGGACAGAGUCGUUUCCAUUUCUCUCGGCCGCCCUUUUGGCAUCCGCGACGACGACGUCGAGGUCGGCCUCUUCACCGAGGUCGAUGACGAGAAUAUCCUGCCCGAUAGCAUUUUGCCACAGCCCCCGCUUAAGGCGUCUGAAAUGGCGGUACCGCUGCACCUACUCGCCUUGAGGAGGAUUGCUGGUGAAAUUUUCGAACAGGUGUAUUCCAACAAAAACCGCUACCUACCUCCUGCUGAUCGUGACGAGAUUCUCAGAGGGCUUCACGCUAAGCUGGUUGAGUGGCGCCGCACAAUGCCCUUUCCACUGCCUCAGGCGCGAAUACUGCAAGUUCCCCACACAAGCACGGCGUGGUACGAUCUCAACUACUACACGCACCUCAUCAUGCUCUACAGGCCGUCUCCAUUGUGCCCCGUGCUCACCCUGGAGAAAGUCCAUUUGAUCGCAGAAGCAUCUGCAAUGGCAAUCCGGCAGAUUGAAAUCAUGCAUCAUGACCAACGAUACGCCUUCAACUGGCUCAACCUGUUCAAUGUCUUCACCGUUACUCUGACCCUCAUCUACUCUAUCACCGCCCAACCAGAGGCACUGUCGGCGUAUCUGCAAAGAUCCGAUGCCCUGAAAGAUCUCGAGAGAGCAAGCAGCGUUCUUGGGAAUUUUGCUACCAAAUUCCCGACUGCCUUGAAAUGUCGCGCCAUUGUUCACGAUGUUUCGCAGAGACUAAGAACCCAUAUGGGCCCUGACAACGUGGCUGACUCGAGUGGCGAUACGCUUUUGCUGAAUGCUUCUGCAAGAGGACCGCCCGAUGGUCUGCACAUGGAUGAGAUAUCAUUCCCAUCUUUCACCACGGGGAACUUGUCAUUUGAUGAGCUGCAGAACCAAGUAGCCGCCGGUACGGGAUAUUCACCGGGAGCCAGCAGCGCUGUGGGUGACUCCCAUAAUACCACGUCUGCUAUGUCGGACAGUGGCUUACCCCCGGAUUUUCGUCUCGCUGCAACGACAACGCCAUUUGGAGAUGCUGCUGCGCAAUUCAUGGCGGCCGGCAUAGGUACAGGUGAAACAGCUGAUAUGGAUCUAGAUGAAGAAUUUAUGAACCUUCUCGGAGGGAACUUCGAGACAUGA
Molecule: messenger RNA, 2247 nt
Organism: Lasiodiplodia theobromae
Lineage: Eukaryota; Fungi; Ascomycota; Dothideomycetes; Botryosphaeriales; Botryosphaeriaceae
Product: C6 zinc finger domain containing protein
Exons: 2
Coding region: 1-2247 (748 amino acids)
Biological process (GO): DNA-templated transcription; positive regulation of transcription by RNA polymerase II
Molecular function (GO): DNA-binding transcription factor activity, RNA polymerase II-specific; zinc ion binding; sequence-specific DNA binding
Source: RefSeq, a predicted model, not a curated record